Messenger RNA from Sceloporus undulatus (fence lizard), 910 nucleotides. RefSeq names its product epidermal retinol dehydrogenase 2-like. The record is from RefSeq and is a predicted model, not a curated record. Gene Ontology annotation, cellular component: lipid droplet. The transcript has 6 exons. Bases 1 to 897 code for a protein of 298 amino acids. Gene Ontology annotation, molecular function: oxidoreductase activity, acting on the CH-OH group of donors, NAD or NADP as acceptor. NCBI's taxonomy places the organism in Eukaryota, Metazoa, Chordata, Lepidosauria, Squamata, Phrynosomatidae.
AUGCUUUUGAAAAGAACCCUGUCUGUAAUAAGAAGCAUCUUGGACACCUUUGAAUUUAUCAUUUUGUUUAUCUAUUACUGUUUUGAGGCUUUUGUUUUGAUGUUUUUUUGUGUUAAAAAAAAUGUUGCUGGGAAAAUAGUGCUUGUUACAGGAUCUGCCAAUGGAAUUGGAAAAGAGAUUGCUUUAAAUUUUGCCCGUCUUCACACAAUUCUGGUUCUUUGGGACAUCGAUGAAGAAGGUAACAAAAAAACAGCAGAGCUUGUCAAAGCCAAUGGAGCUUUAGCCGUUUAUACCUACAAAUGUGAUUUGCGCAUAAAAGAAGAAAUAUAUGCAGUGGCAGAUCAGGUUAAAAAAGAAGUAGGAAAUGUAAAUAUUCUAAUCAAUAAUGCAGGCAUAUUGAAUAGGAAGAAUUUCAUUGAUCUUCGUGAUUCUGAUAUAGAAGAAACAAUGGAAGUCAACAUUAAAGCACAUUUCUGGACCUGCAAAGCUUUUCUGCCAACCAUGAUUACCCGCAAUGAGGGACAUUUGGUUAGUAUUGCAAGUCUAGCAUCACUAUUUGGUGGCAAGAAUAUCACAGACUAUGCCGCAAGUAAAUUCGCAGCAUUUGGCUUUUUGGAAUCUGUUGCUUUUGAAAUGAGGGCUGCAGGAAAGAAAGGCAUUAAAACCACCAUUGUCUGUCCUGGUUAUGUGAAUACAAGGUUAAUUACUGGUUUAAAAACAGCGAGGCCAAUUCUCCUUCCUAUCAUGGAUGUAGGCUACGUGGCCAGGAAAAUUGUGGAUGCUGUUCUGAAAGAGAAACUUUAUGUAGUCUUGCCAUGUUAUCUAAGACUUAUUGUCCUUAAAAUCUUUUUCCCUAAAAAAGCGGUUUUACUUACUGCAGAGUAUCUCGGACUGUAACGGAGAUCAGUUC